Molecule: messenger RNA, 3364 nt
Organism: Cryptomeria japonica (Japanese cedar)
Lineage: Eukaryota; Viridiplantae; Streptophyta; Pinopsida; Cupressales; Cupressaceae
Product: pentatricopeptide repeat-containing protein At1g79490, mitochondrial
Exons: 1
Coding region: 460-3015 (851 amino acids)
Molecular function (GO): protein binding
Source: RefSeq, a predicted model, not a curated record
AUGAGCCCAGGACUCCCCGCGUACCUCUGAAAAACGCUCAAUGUACUUAAACCUAAAUGAUGGAUUGACGUAGCGUAAAUCUCCAAAGGGCAACAUGGGUGAAAUUUGAAUGAAAAGGAAAUGUCCUUCAUUUGUUCUAAACCUAUUAUCUGAAUUUGUUAUUCACUGUAAAAAUAAAUCUAUAUUCAAAAAGUGCGAAGGUUCUAAACCUUUUUAUCCUGAAGUUCUUGUAUAUCUAAUGAAAAUCUAUCUGUAAAUAAUAGUUCAUUCCAUCUGAUUAGCAAGAUUGGGAGUUAAUAUCAAUUUCCGAGGCUAUUGUGUGCGCAAAGAAAUAGAGGAUUUCAGUUUCUAAGGUACUUUAAAUUUCACAGUUUCUUUUCUGAUUCAUUUUCAUCUUAGAAAUGACCAAAAACAGGGCGCUAUAUUCAUGUGCUUAUAAGUGUAAAUUGUUGUAAAAUAAUGGGUAUUGGUCAUUUUCUUGAGCUCUUGUCUCCAGUUGCACAACAGGUGAAAAAGCCCAUUAGGGUCCCAAGGGUUCUACAGAGGUUUAACAAGCCCAUUUACAGUAAAAAACCAUCAGAAAUUCUAGAAAUAUUACAACCACUACAGACUCAAUGUAGCCGUCACUUGGACGUUGGUUGCAUUAGUUAUAAAGCCAAUGUGGGGAAAAUCAAAAGUUCCUUUAAUACCGCAGAUUCUCUUCAAAAUUUCUGUUUAGGGCAUUUGGGCACCCCCUGUAAUCCUAACUGGGGAUUAUUUGCCUAUGGGAAUCUUAGGGGAUUUUCCAAAAAUGGGAGUGGUUCGGACUGGACUGAUGAUGUUGUGUAUCUGGAUGAGUCUGGUGAGAUAAUUACAUCUAGCAAAGGAAUUAGGUCUGUUAAGCCUGGUGAAGAUGGUCACAUUAUGGUUGGAGGUGUAAAGAGGAUCUUUUCUGAUGCAGAAAUCGUGAGCAAAAUCAUCGAAAUUAUGAAGAGAUGGACAUGGGGGCCUGAAAUGGAGCUUCAACUGGACCGCUUGCAGUUUUGUAUGAAAAUGGUACAUAUUAACCAUGUUUUGAAAAGUCUAAAAGAAGUGGAAGUAGCUUUAAGUUUAUUCAACUGGGCAAAGAGGCAGAAUUGGUAUGCUCCUAAUGAGCAGACAUAUGAUAUUUUGUUAGAUGGUUUAAUGCGCGCUGGGGAUUCUAAUGGUAUCCAAUCUUUGCUAGAAAACAUGAAGAAAGAGGGAAGUGCUGUUCCUUUUAGAGCAUAUAAAAAGGUGAUUCAGCACUAUAUAGCAACUAGCAAAUUAGAACCGGCUUUUAGCUGUUUUAAACAAAUGGAAGAAGUCGGUUGUCUUGCUGAUGUAGAAACGUAUAACUCACUGAUGAGCUCCUUUUUGAAUAUGGGUCUUCCAUAUAAGGCUUUUGAGAUUUAUGAAGCAAUGGAGAAGUCAAGUUGCAGGCCUGAUGCACUUACUUUUGAGAUGAUGAUUCCAAGUUUAGCAAAGUCUGGCAGACUUGACACCGCUAUCAAGCUUUUUGAAGACAUGAAGGCUCAAGGUGUUCGCUCAAAUACUUUGAUCUUUACAUCUCUUGUUGAUUCAUUGGGAAAAGCAGGGAGGUUGGACAUGACCAUGAAAGUCUAUAUGGACAUGCAGGCAGCUGGUGUUCGGCCUUCAGCGAGUACUUUUGUUUCUUUAGUAGAAUCAUAUGUUAAGGCUGGAAAACUAGAAAUGGCAUUAAAGAUCUGGGAUGAGAUGAAACAGGCAGGCUUUAGACCUAAUUAUGCGCUCUACACCAUGAUUGUGGAAGCAUAUGCAAAAGCAGGGAAAUUGGAUAUUGCUAUGUCAAUAUUCUCAAGCAUGGAAAAGGCAGGGUUUUUGCCCAUGGCAAGCACAUUUUCUUCUCUAGUGGAAAUGCAUUCAGCACGUGGACAGGUUGAUCAAGCCAUGAAACUUUACAACUCCAUGACUAAUGCUGGGUUAAGACCUACUCUAAGCACAUAUACAUCACUACUGACAGCAUUGGCAAAUAAAAAGAUGUUGGACAUGGCAGCAAAGAUUUUGUUGGAUAUGAAAUCUGUAGGUUUCACUGCUGAUGUAAAUGCGAGUGAUAUUCUGAUGAUCUAUAUUAAGGAAGGGUCUGUUGAUUUAGCUUUAAGAUGGAUGAGAUUUAUGAGCUCUGCAGGGAUAAGGACAAACAACUUUGUCGUUCGUCAACUUUUUGAUUCAUGCAUGAGGAAUGGUCUGUAUGAGUCGGCAAAACCUCUUCUUGAAACUUGUGUUUCGUCCGCUGCUAAAGUAGAUCUGGUGUUAUACACAUCAAUUCUAGCUCAUCUAGUACGAUGUCAAGAUGAGCAAAAAGAAAGGCUUCUAAUGUCAAUUUUGAGCACCACAAAAUAUAAAGCUCAUUCUUUCAUUUGUGGACUUUUUAGUGGCCCAGAACAGAGAAAGGAACCAGUGCUUUCUUAUGUAAGGGCAUUCUUUCAAGGUAUUGACUAUGAAUCAGAGGAAAGUGGAGCACGAUACUUUGUCAAUGUGCUAUUGAACUACCUUGUUUUGAUGGGUCAAAUAAAUAGGGCACGUUGUAUAUGGAAAGUUGCAUAUGAAAAUAAACUUUUUCCUAAGGCAAUUGUCUUUGAUGAGCAUAUUGCUUGGUCCCUGGAUGUUAGACAUCUGUCUGUUGGAGCAGGAUUAGUUGCUGUGAUACACACCCUGCACAGGUUUAGAAAGCGCAUGCUUUACUACGGUGUCAUUCCAAGAAGAAUAAAAAUUGUUACAGGAUCAACCUUGAAAAUUGUGAUAGCACAUAUUCUCAGUACAGUAAAUUCUCCAUUUGAGGUUAGCAGGAUAGUUCUGAGGGCUACAGGCGAGUCUGUUCUUGAGUGGUUUAAAAAGCCAAUUGUUCAGCAGUUCCUUCUAAAUGAGAUUCCUUCAAGAAAUGAUAUUCUUAUGCACAGGCUCAAUACCCUAUUUCCAAGUUCAUCGCCUGAGGUUCGGACAUCUUCCUCCUCCAGAACAACCAGCCUUCGUAACUAGUGGCAAGACAAAGAAGUGAUGGAAUGACUUUUAGUCUGAGAUUUUCUUAGAUAUCGGAUUUUGAUAUUCAAUAUAAAUCAAUGGAGUUGAUUUCAAGCUCAAAUGGACAUCCUCAGAAUCUUAAUAUUUUUCCACAGAAGUAAUUGUGUGUCCUAUUGUUUACAAGCUUGAUUGUUUGGUAUCGAAAAUUUAGAUAAAUACCAAAAUGGCUUAAUCAUACAUUUGCAUUUUAAUUGCUAAUUUGUAUAUUGUAGUAUUACAGUUAAUAUUGACUCGUCUUGAUGUUGGUUUUGCUAAGGCAAAACAAAAUAUCAAAAGUGCUCAUUAAUUGGAGACUAAUUUUCUGAUC